Molecule: messenger RNA, 4510 nt
Organism: Dimorphilus gyrociliatus
Lineage: Eukaryota; Metazoa; Annelida; Polychaeta; Dinophilidae
Source: the annotation of a GenBank genome assembly
GAUUUUAACAACAGCAUUGGCCUGUAGACCACUCUUUCCCUAAUACACGCCCUUUACUCAGCCGUAAGUUGUAGUUCUGUUCUCUUCCAUUUGAAAUUCAACCAUGUCGGAUAAAGAGGGAGAGGCAAAGUCCAAAAAGUUUAACAUUGAGAUAAAGACUGUGGUUAAUGAUACUCUUAGACACUUGGACUUUUUGAGACAAGUUGAAGCUUUUCCAAAUCUUUUUCAUCCAAAUCUUAUAUCUGAAUCUAUAAGACGCUAUGAAACAUGCUGGCUACCCUUGAAGAAGAAAUUCCCACAGGAACUUCUGAUACCACCUUUGGACGUUUACUGGGUUUGGCACAUUCACUUUCUUUCUGGCCAACAAUACUUUGACGACUGUGAAGUUAUAGCAAGAUGCCCUAUUGAUCAUUGGUAUCCUAAUGGUCUUGAGGAGGAGUAUAAUUGUAGGGAGUUAGCUAGAAUGAGAUGGGAAAAAAUGUUUAGAGAACCUUUCGAAAUAAAUCAUAAAAAUGGAAUGUGGGAAAAAUUCCCUAAACGUUCAUUUGAGAGCAAAUUAAAAUACGAUAUUGCCGAAGCUGUUAAUCAUCAAAAGCACUUUUACUAUCAAGUCUCUUUGAAACACUAUUGGGAUUCUGAGUUCCUUUACAAUGCUUGUAUGCGCUAUAAGAAUUAUAUUCAUCUUCUAGCGAAAAAUUCAGAUAAAACCCUACUACCACCUAUAGAUGUUGUACUCGUUUGGAGGGCUCACAUGUGUACCACUCAAGAUUAUGAGGAGGACUUUAAGGAUGUACUUGAGACCUUACCAUCAAUACCGAUAAACUCAUACUUUCAACGAAAUUUACCUGAAGCCGUUGAAGCUGAGAAGGUAACAAGAGAGCUUAUGAAAGAAGAAUUCAACAAAGAAUAUUCCGUUAGAGGUGGAAGUUUCAGAGGAGAAGCUCCACACUCUUCUAUGUCUGUAGAAACUGAAGAACGUCAAGCUGCUGGAAGGUCGGCAAGGUUUAAUGUUAAAAUUAGAUCUUUCGGGAUUCACGUAAAUCCUGAUCUAAAGAAUGUUACUGUUAAACUUGAUCUGAUUCCUAGAAACUCAGGUGAAGCUGAAGUAGUUAGCUUAUGGAAAAAAUCAACGAAACUGUCUAACCGUCCCAACAGUUGGGAAGAUCAUCAGAAUAGUCUGAAAAGCUUUCAGUUCGAUACCAUAGAACAUGAAAAGAUCAGGGUUCAACUUUACCAUGGAUCGAAAAUUAAGGAGCCCCCUAUAUCAGAAGCUGAGGUGUAUAUUUUAGAUUUGCAUUAUUCACCUGAUGAACAUCAAAUCAUUCAAAGAGAUGGUGAAUUUAAAGACAGAUAUGGCGGAGAAUAUUUUGGUAUCUUCCAUAUCAACUACGUUUUGAUUCCUAAUCCAGUUUUCGGGGCCGCUCUCUUUGAAGUUGAAGAUACAGAGUUUACUGUUAGAGAAAAAAGUAAUGCAUCGGCUUGGGGACCAAUAGCUCUACCCUUAAAUCCCCCUUCACCAGAUACAUACACUGGAGCUUGCAGCGUUGCUCUCCAUAAAAUUUUUAAUCAUUCAAAAGAUGAGACUUAUAAUGUUCGCGUACUCCAUUCAGUAGAAACUUGUAUGUCAGCCAUUCAAGUGAGAGUUGAAGAUGAUUAUCAAGCUUUAGCUCAUGUUAUUGGGUCCAACCAAAUUCCUCUACCCGAUCAGUUAAACAACCCUGAUUUUGCUGUGACCUUAGAUCCCAGUAAGAAGGAAAGAGCUAUCUUAGUGAAAGACGGCAAUGGUGAUCAUUCAAUUGUUAUUGGUAAAUGGAUAUGUAAACCUCGUCCCAGACGAGAUCAUUAUGGACGAAGCGAUCCAUCUGCCACAGCUGAACCCUCAGCAACUAAUCCAGGUUUUCUAGAAAUCACUAUUCAUGAGUUAAGAUCAUCUCAAAUUUCCAAGAUACCAGUUCCAACUAGGCGACCAAACGGAACCUAUGAUUUUAAGAUAUCAACCAAUGAAGUAGUUAUAGACUUGAAAGACGGAACAAUAAAUGUUUUUGAGAGAACUCAGGAGUUGGCUGCAAAUGUUGCUCUUGGUUUUGCUUGUGGACUCCUUUUCGUUCUCUGUCGACCAAAAGCAGAAGUCGACAAUAAUCCACCAGAAAGAGAAAGAGAAAGAAAUCGUUACGAUCAAGAAUAUAACGGAUAUAACCGAGGCGGUAGAAGAUCAAGCUUUGACAGAGAUUAUGGCGAUGAAGAUGAAUAUGGGAGACCUCAUAGGGGCAGAGGUAGAGGCGGUGUAUUCCAAGAAAAUUUAGUUCUAGUUAGAGCGGCAGGAGUUCGGGCUGAGAAAGUUCCAUUUAAGGUAAAUCGAGAAACAGACGACCAACCUGGAUACGGGCCAAAUGUCACUGGUUUUAUACCUGCUACGAAAAUGUUUGACCAAGCUGGAGGUCAUAUGAGAGAAGCUUUCAGCGCUGAUUCAUUAGAUGUCCCUCAUCAUGGUGAUUUUAGGCAAUUCCGUGAUGAUAUGCACCAAGAAAAAAAGCCAAGCGGGUUCUUUUCAAAACUUGCAGGGAAGAUAAAAGCACCAAAAAUGUCAUUACCUGAAAUGGAUGAUUUGGAUAUGGAUGGAGCUGGAAAAUUCGGUGCCAAAAUGGCUGGUAAAGCCUUUGAUGGAGCAAUGGAUGAAGCUGGUAUGGGAGACUUCUCUGGAGCCGCUAAAAUGGGAGGUAAAAUGGCAGGAAAAUUCGGCGCCAAAAUGGCUGGUAAAGCCUUUGAUGGAGCUAUGGAUGAGGCCGGUAUGGGAGAUUUCGCUGGAGCUGCUAAAUUUGGAGGUAAAAAAAUGGGCAAAUUUGGUGCCAAAAUGGCUGGUAAAGCUUUUGAUGGAGCAAUGGAUGAAGCUGGUAUGGGAGACUUCUCUGGAGCCGCUAAAAUGGGAGGUAAAAUGGCAGGAAAAUUCGGCGCCAAAAUGGCUGGUAAAGCCUUUGAUGGAGCUAUGGAUGAGGCCGGUAUGGGAGAUUUCGCUGGAGCUGCUAAAUUUGGAGGUAAAAAAAUGGGCAAAUUUGGUGCCAAAAUGGCUGGUAAAGCUUUUGAUGGAGCAAUGGAUGAAGCUGGUAUGGGAGACUUCUCUGGAGCCGCUAAAAUGGGCGGUAAAAUGGCAGGAAAAUUCGGCGCCAAAAUGGCUGGUAAAGCCUUUGAUGGAGCAAUGGAUGAAGCUGGUUUGGGAGAUUUUGCUGGAGCUGCUAAAUUUGGUGGGAAAAUGGGCGGUAAAGCUUUUGGGGCGGCAAUGUCAGGUGAAAUGGGCGAGUUUGACACUGGUGAUAGUGGAAAUUUCUUUAAAAAAGGCUUCAGUAAAUUGAGCAAGCUGUUAAAAUCUAAACCAAAAAUGGAUAAUAUCGGAGAUUUUGAUGAUAUGGCUUUUAAUGAAGAUAUGAGAGGAGCAGCUGGAAACUUUGCCGAUAGAUUAGGACAAGAAGGUAUGAGACAAAUGAGACAACAGUAUGGAGGUCCCGAUCCAGAUGAUUUUGAAUAUUCUUCACGAGGUGGCGGUCGGCAAUCAUCUCCAGACAGAAUGGGUAACAGGAGAGGAGAAUCUCCAGACAGAAUGGGUAACAGGAGAGAAUCUCCAAAUAGACAGGGCCGAAGGUAUGAUUCUCCUAACCGCAGGAACAGGAGAGUAGAAUCUCCCGAUAGCCGUGACGACUUCAGAGGAGGAUUUGACCAAAAUGAUGUACAACAUCCGGGAGCACCACGAACAAGAACCAUGCCAAAUAAUUUCGCCGGCGUAGAGGCUGCUCGAAUAGCUCAACGAUCAGCAAACCGUUAUAUUCAAGGCAGUCUUGACAGACGAGAACCCCGUGAUGAGUACGAAUAUGACGAUCGAAACAAUCAUCGUGGAAUGGCUGAGGAUAUGGGUAAGUCAUUGGCUGAAGAUUUGGUUGGUGCUGGACUUGAAAAUGCUCUUGAAGAUGUACCUGGAGGUCAGAUGUUAGCUGACGUAGGAGGAAAAUAUGGCGGCAAGUUAGCUGGUAAAGGUUUGUCAAAGUUCGGAAAGAAAGGUAAAAAAGAAGCCCGAGAGAGAUCUAUGUCUCCUAAUAACCGAGGUUGGGAUAGAAAUAGAUCACCACCUGGACCUAACCCAUAUGACAGAGGAGGCUAUGGCAAUAUGGCUAGAAGAGGUGGUGAAUUUUUAGGCGAAGAAGGAAUGAAUGCAGCAUUCGAUGAAUUCGGCAUGCCAGGUGGAGAUAUAGCGGGUAAAGCAGGUGGAAAAGCCCUUGGAAAGGCUGGGGGCUUAUUCGGCAAGUUCGGUAAAAAGUCUAAAAAACAGAGUUCGAGUGAGGAUGAAGCUCCUUUCGAUCCUCCAGGCGCACCAACAGGAUAUGGUAGGGGACAUUAUGGUGAUUUCAGAGGUGGUCAAGGAAAUUAUAAUCCAUACGGAAGAAACGGUCAUGGCAGCCCCAGAGGAUAUGGUGCCAGGUCAAUUGAACAUGAUGAUUACAACUAUAGAAAUCAUGCUUAUUAA